AAGCCCUUCUCAUGGACCAUGAGAAACAGUUCACUGGAUAGAAUACAACACUAGUGGAAGCUGCUACAAAGGUGACAUUCCAGUUAGGAUUUUUCUAAGCAAGAAUGGGUAACAAAUUCAGUUUUCCUUGCAAUUCCUUAAUUGCACAUUUUCACCCAACUACAUCUAGAUUAUUUUGAUGAAAAAAAAUCUUCCUACUACAUCAGGAGUAUGACUCUGAAUGCUGUUAGCCCUCAUGUAACCAUACACGAAGAAAUUUGUGGGCAAGACACAGUGUCUUCUGGUCAGGUAUUUAUAGCAAGUUAUUAAUGGGUAUGGACUUUGCAAGGAUCAUUUUUCAAUACAUCAAACGUCACACUUAGCUUUAACACUUAGAGUAAGAAGUCUUUUCUGUUUCGGAUGUGGAAGAAAGAAAUCUAAAAAUUGGAAGUUGUCUUCCAGUAUAGGAAACGAUUCAAUCCUGGGCAGUUUUAUAAUCUGAGAUACACAGUUUUAACAUGUAUAAUACUACAGAUACAUAUGAUGAUAUUGAUGAUGACAUCCAUACUCAGUACGUCAUUCAACAAAGUUUGCAGGACAGGCAUAAGAGUGAAUCAGUGGCUGCAGAAGAGAAUGACAGCUUACAUUUUGCUACAAGUGCAAAUCAUGAAAGAAUAAUUACUGCCAUUCGGAAAGGUGAAGAAGAUGCUUUGCUCAAGCUGAUGAGUAAUGGCUCUGCUUUCCAGGAAGCAGACCAACUAGGCUGCAUUCCUUUACACGAAGCUGCAGCACAACUGAACAAGAAUAUUUUAGAAAUAACCCUGAAAGCCUCACACCCCAUUGUGUGGCAACAGACAAAUCUGAAAGGAGAAACCCCUCUGUUUGUAGCAGUGGACAAAUGUUUUGUGCAAAAUGUUCAUUUUCUGCUGAUCAAUGGCUUCAGUCCUGAUAUUAAAAAUGAAGAAGGAGAUUCUGCUUUAAUUAUUGCAAUUAAACACAACUCGUAUGAAAUUGCCUCCUUGCUGAUAGAAUUCGGUGCCAAUCCCAAUCUCCAGUGUGUCAACAAGAGAACAGCUUUACAUGAGGCUGCCAGGCUAGGCUUAAAAUCCAUGGUGGAGCUUCUGCUUUGGUCCAAAGCAGAUCCAGAUCCACGAAGUUCGUACGGGCUCACGCCUCUAGCACUGGCAGCACAGAAUGGGCAUACACACAUUCUGCAAAUCUUACUUCAGAAAGGUGCCGAUGUUCUUUCCCAGGCAUCUGAUUGUGCAUCUAUAUUAUUUGAAGCUGCUGGAGGAGGAAAUCCAGAUUCUGUCUCUCUUCUACUAGAGUAUGGUGCUGACGCUAAUGUGCCAAAGCACUCAGGUCAUCUGCCUAUCCACAGAGCUGCUUAUAAAGGACACUACUUGGCUUUACAGAUAUUGGUUCCAGUGACAGAUUACACUGUUAUAAAGGAGAGUGGGAUCAGUCCAGUUCACUCAGCAGCAGCAGGAGGGCAUCCUCAGUGCCUUGAGUUCCUUCUCAAAUCUGGAUUUGAUGCCAAUUUUAUGUUGCAUCAGAGAAUUCGCAAAGGCUAUGAUGAUGAGAGAAAAUCGGCUUUGUAUUUUGCUGUUUCUAAUGGGGAUAUCAGCUCAGCUCAAUUGCUCCUGGAAGCGGGAGCCCUACCAAACCAAGACCCAGUUAACUGUCUCCAGGUGGCCUUGAGAAUGGGCAACUAUGAGCUCAUUAGUCUCCUGCUUCGCCAUGGGGCCAAUGUGAACUACUUCUGCAGGGUGAAUACAACACAUUUCCCAUCAGCUUUGCAGUACACAUUGAAAGAUGAAGUCAUGUUAAGGAUGUUGCUGAAUUAUGGCUACAACGUGUGUCGUUGCUUUGAUUGUCCUCAUGGAGACAGCAUACAUUCUCAGUACAUAUUUGAAGGGUGGACCUCCACUGUUAUCAAAGACACAAUGUUCUGUGAAGUGAUAACACUAUCCUGGUUAAGGCACCUCUCUGGAAAAGUAGUGCGUGUGAUGCUAGAUUAUGUUGAUCAUAUCAGCAUCUGCUGUAAGCUUCAAGCAGUUCUUCAAGAACAAAAGUUAUGGCCAGAAAUCAAUGCAAUUUUGACAAACACCCGUUCUUUGCAACAUCUUUGCCGACUGAGAAUCCGGAAAUGCUUGGGGCGCUUACGUCUACGAUGUCCUGUGUUCCUGACAUUUCUUCCACUACCAAACCGUAUGAAAGAAUAUAUACUCUAUAAGGAAUAUGAUCUCUAUGGACAAGGAAAUCUGAAAGGAAUCUACUAAUUCAGGUGCACAAGUUUGUGGUCAGAGGAUAUCCUAUAUAUUAGGCCUAUGCAAUAUCAGAUUUCUGAUAUCAGAACUGUCCCAGCAUUGGAAGUAGCAAGUCUGAUCCAAUAUUUAGAAGGCUAUAUAGGUUUGGAAUUCUCUGAUAUAGUAUCAGGGAACAUAUCAGAAAAAAUAAAUCGAGGGAAAUAGCAAAGGAAAUACAAAAUGGAGUCCACAUUCAUCAACAGCAAAAAUAUUUAUAUACUGCUUUUCAACAAACGUUUCCAAAGCAGUUUGCAUAGAGAAAUAAAAACUAGAUAAGUAAGAUGGAUCCCUGUCCCCAAAGGGCUCACAAUCUAAACAUAAAACACCAGAGACAGUCACUGGGUUGCCAAAUUCUCCACUUGAUUGCUUUUUAAAAUUAAUUAAAAAUCAAUGGAUGGGCCAAUGUAAUUGAAAUCAAACACACAGAAUCCUGCUAUUCUCUACCGUGUGCACCAAGAUUUUCUUGCCAAUUUAAAAAAUGUAUUUCUCAAUAGACUAUCAGGAUUUUUGCCUAUAGUUCCCAGAUUGCCCAUCAGCAAUCGAAUACCAAUGCUCUGAAGGGUCAAAAUACCAAAUAAAGGUAUAAAUUGGAUCAGAUAUUUAUGAUCGUGGACAUACCUACAAUAUAUUAGUAUACUCAUUGUCACUUUCUUUUUGUGGAAUUCUAAUCAUUUAAUACUAACAACACUGCUAGUUUUAAUGUGGUAUAAAACAAGCAAAAAUUCUUCUUGAUAAAACUGGAGAGCCCACUGGAGAGUAGUAAUUUAUUAAUUUAAACCUAACAGUAACAAGCAAGAUUUCCAUCUUACUUUUCCUAAAAUGUGUCAUAUAUAGAGGACACUAAGAGCCAUAAAAAGGGCGUGCUCUAUUUUGUAGCUGGGUGAUUUUUUAAAAAGCAUAAUUGUUAUGAUACUGUUGCUUUCCAGUGAGAUAUGUGGUGGUUUGUUGCUUUGGUUAAUAUUGGAAGAAAACUGAAAAAUAUCUAAUCUGCCCCUACCACAAAUGGAAGCAGAUACUAAUAGUUGGUCCUUUUGCUCUGAGGCGCUAUGCAGAACCGAAAGUACCAAUACAAGUGUCGUUUAAAAAACCAAAUACUAAUAUUUUCUGUUAAUUCCCUCUCAAUCAUACAGUUACAGAGUAUCAGUUGCUGGAUCAGAAACUAAAGAUGUUGCCUUUCUGUACUGUGUUGUUUUCAAGGAGAUAUGUAUUCAAAUGCACAGCCUCAUUCACCUAAUGGCAGAACUAGUUACAUAUAGUUUUAUUUAAAGACAAUUAGUUGGAUCAGAAAUGAUGUAAUUUAGAAUUGGUGGGGUUAAGAUGCAACAUCAUGCACAGGUAAAUUUGUGUCGGGUAUAGUUUGAAGUACUAGUCUAACUCUGAGUGAUUAAACUGAAGACUUUAGUCAUUUCAACCCUGAAAAGAUGGCCCUGAUAUUUAAAUCUAGCAAGAAGCAAAAUGAAAAUUUAGGGUUGCAAGGAGUUGGCAAGCACCUCAGUUCAUUCCACAACAUGGUAGCCUACUGGAUCCCAUUGGGCAAAAAAACAAGUGAGGACAAAAACUGUGGACGAGAACUCAGAAGCUUCAGGUUCUGCCUGGAUUAAACACCCUUUUUUAUUGUGGCCACAAGUAGAGCAAGCACAGAAACUUGAUAUAGAUCAGACGUAACAGAAGAGGAAGGAAUUGUUUGCAUAGAUACCACCUACCUCUAGAUACCCCUGCUAACUGGGCAAAGAGGCACCUUUUACCGUGGUGAUUCUCUUUAUUUAGCAGGGGGAGAGUAACUGGCCCUAUCCUCCCCCAGCACAGUACUUCCAGUGACUGUUGCUGGUGUGUGUCUGAUGUUUCUUUUUAGAAUGUGAGCCCUUUGGGGACAGGGAGCCAUAUUAUUAUUAUUAUUAUUAUUAUUAUUAUUAUUAUUCCCUAUAAAUUUUCAUCCUGCAGCCUCCUAGAUACAAGAAAUAGGAGAAAAGGCCAGAGAGAACGUACCAAGGCCUUUAGGGGAUCAAAAAGCUGCCCAGCCCUCAAGGACAUAUUUCUAAAGUAAAAAUAUAUUUUUGGAGGGAGGAGGCUACCUCUCUCCCUCUGCUCAGCAACAUACUAGGCUGAAGAUCUGUUGCAGUUUUCCACGGACAAAGCUCCUGUUACAUGUUUCUAAUACUACUCAGAAUGUUAGCCAGUCUUUCUAUGUCCAGUAAGAUUACUGAUUUUAAAUAAAUUUGGAUUCCCUUUA
Messenger RNA from Hemicordylus capensis (graceful crag lizard), 4518 nucleotides. It is a transcript of the gene ASB14, whose product is annotated as ankyrin repeat and SOCS box containing 14. The record is from RefSeq and is a predicted model, not a curated record. Gene Ontology annotation, molecular function: protein binding. Gene Ontology annotation, biological process: intracellular signal transduction. NCBI's taxonomy places the organism in Eukaryota, Metazoa, Chordata, Lepidosauria, Squamata, Cordylidae. Gene Ontology annotation, cellular component: cytoplasm. The coding region runs from base 498 to 2261 and encodes 587 amino acids. The transcript has 10 exons.